AUGUCAUCGACCACAGCUUCGGCAGCACCACGAGGAAGAGGACGAGGCCGCUCCUCGUACGCCCCGUCCAAGCCGCACCCACAACAGCAACACCAGGUGCAGGUCCAGGACGACAACCAAGAGGUCGCCAGGCUGCGUAGCCAGUACAAGUCCCAGCUCGCGACCGCCAAGGAACUCUUCCCCGACUGGUCCGACGAGGACGUGCUCUUUGCGCUGCAAGAGGCCAACGGCGACGUCGAACUCGCCAUCCUCAGGAUUACCGAGGGUCAGUCCCAGAACAUCACCGGAAGAGCCGUGUUUUCUUCUUCCCAUCCUUCACGUGGCUGACUUCUCUCUCUCCGUCGCGCGCCAGGCCACGCCGAACAAUGGGGUUCCGUCAAGUCGAAAAAGACAAAGAGUCAACCGUCCGCAGCAUCGGCCAACAACACCAACCGCUCCGUCUCUUCGGCCAAUGCAUCCGCCGAGAACAGUGGGUGGGGUGCCGAACAGCCCGCGUCGACCCCGGCCGGUCGAGGAGGAUUCGCCGCUCGAGGCGGUCGCGGUGGAUUUGGUGCGUCUUUUCGAAACGCCGUCAUUCGAAGGUCUGCACAAAGCAGUCACUGACCACAACACCUUUGUCGGUUUGCUUCACAGAAGGAGGUGUCCGUGGUGGUCGCGGAGGUCGAGGUGGUGCCAGGGGAGGCCGUGGAGGAGCUGCCGGAGCAAACGGCACCCGCAGCGCAUCCCAGACCAACGGGCAGUCGUCGUCGUCCUUCACCAGCUCGACCCCGGCUUCCUUCGAGACCUCCGAGUCGAAUUCGACCCAUGCCGCCCCCGAUGCUUCGACCUCAACUCACGCUGCCGCCGCCCCGGCCAAGCCUGCUCUCAAGGUGCCGACCUGGGUCAAGAAGUCAGAGCGCGCUCCCGAGCCCGUCGUCGAGUCGCAGCCGGAGGCCGAGCCCGCUCAACAAGAGCAGCAACAGGAGCCUUUUGUCGAGCCCGCUGCGACAGAAACUGUGACCGGAUGGGGUGACGUUUCCGCCGCGACGACGGACAAGGCCGAUGCUUCGGCCGAAACCGAGUCGACGACCGCUACCGUCGGAUGGGGUGAUGAGAUCCCGAGCCAGCCCGCCACCGGUGGAUGGUCCGACCGACCCGAGACGCCCGUGGUCAAGCCCAAGUCCAAGGUCAUUGCCCCGGGAUCCAAGAUCUCGUGGGCUCAGAUCGCUCGCCCUCCUUCGCCCCCUAAGCCUGCCCCCGCUCCCCCCACCCCCGUCGCCGCUCCCGCUCCUACCCCUGCUGCCGCCCCCGCCCCCGCCCAAGUCGCCUCUUCGGAACAGAAGCCCGAAGCCGCCGCAGAGCCCGCCUCGGCUCCCGUCAUCAAUUUGCCCUCGUCGGUCGACUCGACAGAGGCACCCGCCUCGACGACCUCGGGAUGGGCUGCGGCCGAACCCGAACAGCAGGCCUCGGCCCCGGCCCCCGCCGCCGCUCCUUCCGCUUCCCUCGACCCGUGGGGCACCCCGGCUCCAUUGGCAGCCGGCGAAGGAUGGGCCGAUGUUGUCGUCGCUUCAAACGAGACUUCGACGAACGCUUCGACCUUUCCCGAGGUCGCGGCCCACCUCCCACCUAACGACCUCAACGCCGCUGGACCUAUCGAGAUCUCGACCCCUGCCCAACAGCAACAACAACCCGUUGCUGCCGUGGAGCAGUCGCAACCCCAGGUGUCCGAUUCGGUCGACAACAAGUUCGGCGCUGGACCGCCCGGAUUGCCGCCCAAGAGGGCCCAACAAGAGGCCGUCGUCUUGCCCGGUGCGACCUCGUCCGAGCAAGCGCCGAUCGGCGUUCAGUUCGGUAGCUUGAGCUUGUUCGACGGGCAACCGUCGUUCGGUCAGGAGCAUUUGCAGCAACAACAACAGCAGCAAGAACAACAACAAAAGAGCGAGCCGAUUGCGCAACAGCAACCUCAGCAACAAGCUCAACAACAGCAGCAGCAGCAAGGGUAAGUUCUUUGGCGCAGUAAGACGGUACUCAGGAGGAUGUCGUGAAACUGACUUGUUGUUCGUUGUUUCGUGGUCUUAGCUACGGCCAGCAAUACGCUCAACAAGGUGGCUACGCCGACCAAUCGUCGCAAGGCUACCAACAGGCGCAGCAACUCGACUCGACCGGUGCCGGUGCCUUCUCGCAAGCUCCGCCCAACCUGUUCGGCCAACAAUCCGCUUUCGCUCGUUACCCGAACCAAUCCUACGGCCUACCGCAACAGUACCAACAGCCGCAGCCGCAGCAGCAGCCGCAACAACAGCAUCAGCAGCAACCGCAAGCGCCUCAACAACCUUCCGUCGAGGAUGCUUCGAACCCUUACGGUGUUAGCUCGUUCAUCAAGCACGACCACUCGGCCGCUUCGCCCUACUUCCAAAACCCGGCGCAACAACCCCACUCGCCGGCGCCUCAACCUUCGGCCUACGGUGCCUCGCCUUUCAACUCCACCGCCUCGCCGUUCGGUAACGCUCCUCAGCAAGCGCAACAACAGGCUCAACCACCGCAGCAACAGCAGUCCGCGUCGGACUACUUGUCCUUCUACGGUGGUGGUCAGGACGUCUCGCGCAUGGGCUUCUACGAUGCGUACGCGCAGUACUCGCAGCAGCAACACCAUGCCCAGCAACAACAAGCCCAACCGCCUUCGCAAGGUGUUCCACCCGCCGCCGAUCCGACCGCGAACGGCGCUGCGGCUGCGACGACCCCUGUUCCUCAGCCACAACAACAGCAGCAACAGCAGCAGCACCAGCAAGGCGGUUACGGCCAGAUGAUGGGUGGUUACGGUGGCGGAGCCGGUUACUCGCCUUACGGCGCGUACGGUGGAUACGGCUAUCAACAACCCGCGUACGGUUACCAAGCCGGGUUGCCGCAACAAGGUUACGGGUACUACGGCUACGGCGCGCAACAGCAGCAACAACAACCUCAGCAACAACAACAGGGUGGCCGAAGGGGUUACAACAACGCUGGUGCGUCGAACCAGUUGCGAGGGUACGGGCAAGGUUCGUACGGCUACGGAGCGCAACAACCGCAACAACACCAGAUGCAAGGACAGCCUCACCAUGCCCAAGCCGGUCAACAAGGCGGACAAGCCGGGCCGGGCAACUCCAAGGACCUCGACAGUCGGGGGUUCUUUUAG
Molecule: messenger RNA, 3148 nt
Organism: Microbotryum saponariae
Lineage: Eukaryota; Fungi; Basidiomycota; Microbotryomycetes; Microbotryales; Microbotryaceae
Source: the annotation of a GenBank genome assembly